This is a messenger RNA of Coregonus sp. 'balchen', 3638 nucleotides long. NCBI's taxonomy places the organism in Eukaryota, Metazoa, Chordata, Actinopteri, Salmoniformes, Salmonidae. The record is from the annotation of a GenBank genome assembly.
GCCAUGAAAGCAAGCCUUCCUGGUUUCACUCUCAUGUGUGCUGGCUGUGUAAGGUGAGCUAAAACUAUUUUCUGAAUGUUGACUGUGAAAAUAAAAUGGUAGGGUAUACUGAAGGCCAAAAACACAAUGGAAAAAUAGCAUGUUCAUUAAAUACGGAAUGUACUUAAUGUUUUCAUUUGCCCUGUACUUACUUUCAGAAGACAGGUGCAUUGGUAUUGUUCCGGUUCCAACCAAAUGUUAUUGUCGUGGACGCAUACUGUAUUUUGCGGAUGUUAUAUUAUAUAUAUACUGUAUAUAUAAUGGUGUGUAUGGACAGUAUAUGAAUAGGAAAGGUGUGUACAGCAGUAGUUAUAUAGGAUGAGCCUUGACUAGAAUACAGUAUAUACAUAUGAAGUGGGUAAAACAGUAUGUAGACAUUAUUAAAGUGACCAUUGUUCAAUGACUAUGUACAUAGGGCAGCAGUCUCUAAGGUGCAGUGUAGGUGGUAGCCGGCUAGUAACAGUGACUAAGUUCAGGGCAGGGUACUGGGCGGAGGCCGGCUAGUGGUGACUAUUUAACAGUCUGAGAUAGAAGCUGUUUUUCAGUCUCUAGGUCCCAGCUUUGAUGCACCUGUACUGUCUCCGUCUUCUAGAUGGUAGGUUAUUUUGAUACUGUAGGCUCUCAAAUUGACCGAUUAUGACGCUUAUUCUUUAGUGGGCUUAAAGAGGUGCGAUUUUUAUGUCGUAUCUGCCUACCUCGGUCAAAGACAUAUGUGCUGUAACAUUUGCUAAUACAAAGGCUAUUAUACACAACAGGCCUAUCUGAAUACAAUGACAAAACAUGGGUUGUGACCAAUGUUUCCUCUAAACUGCGUGCGUGCGUGGGCGCGCAGUAGCAGAGGACUGUGGCCCUCUGUAGCUCAAUUGGUAGAGCAUGGCGCUUGUAACGUCAGGGUAGUAGGUUCGAUCCCCGGGACCACCCAUACGUAAAAAUUUAUGCACACAUGACUGUAAGUCGCUUUGGAUAAAAGCGUCUGCUAAAUGGCAUUGACACGCACGACUCAUCCCGUACUCUACACAGACGGGUGCGGCAUAAUCAAUCAGAGCUUCAGUAGGCCUAUAUGCAAAUAGACCAUUGCCAUAUAUGGAUCAAUGCCAUUUACUUUGAUCUGGACAGUCUUUACAGCUGUGGUCGUGAGUAGAUGUAACAAGUGGCCUCUUGCGAUCAAAGCAAGAGCUGCAUGUGGCCACGUCCCAUCCGUUGCUAGUUAGUUAUUAGCCCAGUUAUAGAUAAUUUGUAGUCAGCAAUAGGGGAGUGAUUGCUUCCUACAAGAGCACAACUGUGUACAUUUUUAGACAUCUUUGAAAAGUGAGUCAGGUAAAGAGCUUUUUUAUGUGUUAAAGGGGCAGUGUUGUAUUUCGAGACAGGCUUGAAUAAGCUAAGUAGCCAAUAAGCAGAGGGUAGCAAAAUUUGCCUGAUUCUCUGUAAUAAUGGUAUGGGAAUAAUCAUGCAUUUUAUUUUGUAAAGUGGUUUCUUGCAUCAAACAACACAACACCAUUUUCAGUCACCUCCUGAAAGUGGAUAAACAGGUUAGUGUCAAGCCCUGCAUGUUUUUUUUUUCUUCAAAAGUCUUAUGAAAUGUAGGUCUACAUUGAACACCACACAUUGACUGCUACUGUAGGCUAAAUUAUAGAACAGCUAUUUCCAUGUUAAAAUGUUAUGGGAUGCAUUUUCUCCAUUGUUUUUUAUGUUAGGCCACUCUGGUAGGCCUACAUUAUGAUCAAUUAGCCACAGUAGCCUACUUGGCCACUGUUAAAACUGUAACUUAAAGUGGGUACAGCCUCAGUGUUCACAGUAAACGCGUGCUGGAAGUUGCACAGAAUUUUCACAACUUCAAGUUUGCGCUCAGCAGACCUGAAAUUUGCUCAAUGCCUAUUUUUAUUCUGGGAACAUUGGUUGUGACUCAUAUGUAUGGUAUCCUUUGGGACUGUGAAAAAAUAGGACAAGUACAGGCUUGUGUUGUUUCAAUAUUAGAACACACAGGCUGAGGGACUUUAAGAUAUGGUUGGUCAACACUAUACACAGCUGGGGGUUAUUAUUUGGAUCCUUAUAAUACAUGUUUUAUUAUGUUGUACACUAUAGGACCAAAGAGAAAACAUAAUGGCCAUGGAUCACAGACUUUCUCUACCCCUGGCAAGUUUUCUUUUGGCCAUUUCCUUGGCUACAACUACAACUCUGACAAGCUCUUCUGAGAGAGGAAAUAAUGCCACCACCACAAAUAUCAGUUUGGUUACUGCAAUCACAGAGACAAUGGCUCCAAACCAGACCUACCCCACUGCCAUGUCAACUUCCUCAAACGUCACUGUCGACGGUGCUCUCUCUACUACAAGUUACCAUAACUCAAGUCAGAACAGCACUGGAACAACAACUCACAACGCUGUACAGGACAUCUCAACAACCACAACAGCACUGCCUGAGAGCUCAAACACAACCACAACCACAGAGUCAACACCAUCAGCUUUGGCCCCUACAGAUAAGGCUACAUCUGCAGCCACUACAGACCCAGGCAUAGUCCCCUCCACUGCACCAACCACCCAAGCAGCCAAGACCACUGAAAACCAAAACAGUACAUCAAAUACACCACCACAACAAUCCACUACGAAUCUUCCUCAAACCACCAAUACCACGACGUUGAUGGCAACAGCAACACAUAAUGUGACACAAGGUAACUGCUGCUGGUUGAUAUGUCUGUCUUUAAAGAUUAUGAUUUAUUAUGCAACAAACAUUUAAGUGAAUUUCAAUCGUCAUUAAUAUCUUUCCUGGUUUAUUCAACAGGUUUUGGACUAGACAAUUCAGAAAAAGGCAUGACCAUUCUUUUCAGUGUUGUGCUUGGGGUGUUUGUUUUGGGGAUAUUUAUGUACAUGUUGAAUAGAUGGAACCAGAUGAGGCAAUACUCACAUCGACCUCUCUAUAACAACUCUGAGGCUGAAGGUAAGGGAAUUCAUAUACCAUGUUCUCAUAAAAUCUUUGUUCAAUAUCUCAAAUUGCUAUUUAUUUUGUCAUUCUCACUAAGAUGUAGAAACAUUGACAGUGCAUGCAGGCCUACUGUACAGUGUACGGUCUCACAUUUUAUUCUUGUGUCAUACAUUAAUAAAUAUAUAAUUUCAGCUGACACAUUUGUGCUACUGUAGUGUAUGUCACAUUAGUUCUUACAACUCUACUCAAUGCAUUUUCAGUGGAUGGAUCCCUAGCAGCAGACGACACACUUGUCAUUUCAGGAGGACUCUACGAUGGUUCACAAAUCUAUAAUCCAACUAUGACAACUACUGAUAUGACGGAGGAUGAGUUCAAUUUUGAUAAUCAUCUACGUGUGGCUCAGCCAUCACAGUUCCGCCUGGAGAUCUUAAAUGAUGAACAAUAGAGCUCCCCAGGCUUUGAGGCCUCUACCUUUCAUACUUUUCAGCCUAUUGAUUAUGAUUUUUAAUGUCAAAUCUAGCUUCUUUUUUUUUACUCCACUUUGUAAAUUAUGUCAAACCAAUAGGCAUUUUUUAACAUCACUUUAUCAAUUGCAUUUGUUAUUUUCUAUACUUUCCCCCCCUACCCUACCAUCCCUACCCUAAUUGGAGUAAACUAACGGACAACAAUACUUCUACCGCUAC